Messenger RNA from Aspergillus glaucus CBS 516.65, 1541 nucleotides. Its product is annotated as MCT family MFS transporter. The record is from RefSeq and is a predicted model, not a curated record. Gene Ontology annotation, biological process: transmembrane transport. Gene Ontology annotation, cellular component: fungal-type vacuole membrane. The transcript has 5 exons. The coding region runs from base 1 to 1299 and encodes 432 amino acids. Gene Ontology annotation, molecular function: transmembrane transporter activity. Lineage: Eukaryota; Fungi; Ascomycota; Eurotiomycetes; Eurotiales; Aspergillaceae.
AUGGGCGCAGAGGACAAUACGCAGAUUGAGGCCCAGCCUGGGGUCCAGUCUCAGCCUCCAAGCGAAUACACACUCAGAGCAAACCUGACCAUCCUCGGCGCCUUCACCGGACUCUUUUGCACAGUCGGAUUUCUGAACUCCUUUGGCGUAUUCGAAGCAUAUUAUAUGCAGUACCAACUCGCCGACGAAACAGAAACAACCAUCGCAUGGAUCGGAGCCCUCAGUAUCUUCUUCAUUUUCUCCAUUUCAGUCAUAUCCGGUCCGAUGCUUGAUUUCUUUGGUCCGGGGUUGAUGCUGUAUGUGGGCUCCUUCGGAACGGUCUUUGCCAUGAUGAUGGCCUCUUUAUGCAAGGUGUUGUGGCAGUUUAUUCUCGCUCAGGGUAUCCUACUUGGCAUCUCGAUGGCUUUCCUGGUCACUCCCAUGCUUGCCCUUGUCGGCCAGCAUAUAAAAGUCAAACGCGCCGCUGCCAUGGGAAUCGUCAUCGCCGGUUCUUCUCUGGGAGGUGUCAUAUGGCCCAUCGUGAUUAGAGAAUUGCUGCAGAAGCCCAACAUCGGCUUUCCAUGGACCAUGCGAAUUUCGGGAUUCAUCAUGCUCCCUCUUUUGUUGAUCUCUUGUGUCUGCUGUCGUCCCGCACCCGCGCCGCCAUCAACACAGCUCACCAAUGAAGAUCAACCAGCAUCAACCUCCAAGGAACCCAAAACCCCUCCAAAGACUGACCUCUCCAUCCUCAAACAGCUCAAGAUGCAACUAACCUGCCUGUCCUUCUUCAUCAUCUACUUCGGAAUGUUCUCGCCCUUUUUCUUCACCACGUCCUACGGUACCAAGAUGGGAUUCUCGGACGAUUUGUCCUUCUACACCGUCUCGAUCGUCAACGGAGCAUCUUUCUUCGGCCGUAUUCUCCCCGGUAUCGUCGCAGAUAAAUAUGGGAAAUUCAAUUGUUGUAUCGUGGCGACUUGCUUCGCGGGGGUUAUUGCGCUGUGCUGGACGAAGGCGACUUCUGUGGCGGGAUUGGUGGUUUGGUCUGCUGCUUAUGGCUUUGCGUCUGGGGGUAUUUUAUCCCUGCAACAGGCCUGCGCAGCCCAGGUUGCUACGUCUCAGACCCUUGGACUGGCCAUCGGGGCUGUUAUGGGCUCUACUUCCUUAUCGGCAAUGGCUGGAAUUCCGAUCAGCGGCCAGCUGGCUGGAAAAUACGGAUACUUGGCGCUUUCGAUUUACUCCGGAGUGAGUCUCCUGGUAGGAGCUGUUCUUCUGGUGAUUGCACGGCUGGCGCAGAAUCGGAAGUUGUUUGCUAUCGUCUAGCGCGCCAUCUAGCUUGCGACGCAUGAUCGAAAUAACUAUAAUGAAUAGCUUUGGCUUCGAUUAAUACACCCGAAAGAAACUGGCCCAUAGUACACCGUAAACCAAUUAAUCCUAUGAUAUCCUCCGAAUAACUUCCAUAGUCCUCUCGUAAACGCUAAACCCCCCCUCACUGAAUCACACAACCGGCCAGUCACGGAUUCUCCGCCUUAGGCGGAUACGCCUUCCCCUCGCGUUCAACCUGC